Coniophora puteana RWD-64-598 SS2 is the source of this 1533-nucleotide messenger RNA. RefSeq names its product phosphoglycerate mutase-like protein. Gene Ontology annotation, biological process: dephosphorylation. The transcript is spliced from 10 exons. The coding region runs from base 1 to 1188 and encodes 395 amino acids. Gene Ontology annotation, molecular function: phosphatase activity. The record is from RefSeq and is a predicted model, not a curated record. Lineage: Eukaryota; Fungi; Basidiomycota; Agaricomycetes; Boletales; Coniophoraceae.
AUGGUCAACGCCACUUCUGCUGCUGCUGGUAUUAUUGGUGUCAUCGUUCUUGCUCGCCACGGCGACAGAACGCUGUACUACCAGGAACCACUAACGUACAGGUCGCAGCAAGCGUAUCUCACGUCUCUAGGAGCGAAUCAAGAGUACCAGCUUGGUUCUUUCCUCCGUGAUGCAUAUCUCGACUCCAAUUCGUCGUCGCAUAUCGAGGGUAUCAACCCUGAGAAUGCUGACAUGCAGCAGCUCCGUGUUCGUGCAGAGGGAGGUGGAGGCAACGCCGGUGUCACCUCGGCGUACAGUCUGCUUCAGGGCCUGUAUCCCCCUACCGAGACGGCCGCAAUCAAACUGCACAACGGGUCAACGGUCGAGGCACCUUUGCACGGGUACCAAUACAUUCCAGUGGAGACUAUUAUGCAGGACGGGAACCCCAUGUUGACGCCUUGGAUCGACUGCCCAUAUUUCCAGUCCCACCUAAACAGGACCUUCAACUCUUCUGUUUGGAAGGACAUGGAGAGGGAGGCUGCUCCGUUCCUAAACGCGUCUAAGCCGUUCAUUGGCAGCAUGGACACGAACUUCACGAACAUGUAUAACAUCUACGAUUACAUGAACGUGCAGUCCACCCACGAUGAGGGCUAUCGCAAGGCUCUGCCUCCCACUUUCUUGGAGCAAGCUCGCCAUUUUGCGAAUAUGCAACAACGCGAAGUCUUCAAUGCGCAGCCCAUCAACGCGAUCGGAGAGGUCGCUGUUCGCACCCUCAUUCCGGAGAUGAUCUGGGCGAUGGGAAACAUGACGUCCAAUGAGAGCCCGCUAAAGCUCGCGCUGACCACUAUCGACUACCAGCCGUUUAUCAGCUUCUUCAACGUCACCAAUGCUACAGUUAAGGACCCCGAUGUUGCCGGCAUUCCCAACUACGCAUCGGCCUUGGCGCUUGAGGUGUUUGAAGGCAAGGACGGCGAACCCGAGCUGAGCCUCAAGUUCAAGAACGGGACCGACGACAAUGAGUUUCGUUCGCUCACGAUGUGGGGUAACGACCGCGUGUCGCUCGAAACCUUCACCACGAACCUGGCCUACCGGACGAUCAAUAACACCCGCGACUGGUGUUUCUCGUGCAAUGAGACAUUCUCGAGGGGAUGCUUCGCAAUGGAUUUCAGCAAGGAUCCGUUCUUGAACCCCGCUGCCGCGACUUACUAGGCAUUCGCAAUCGUGGUUUCUUUUGCUACACUUAGACAUGAUAUCCUACAUAUUGUCAAGGUCACAUAAUACAUAUACAUAAUUUAUGGGGUUUUCAUUGGUCUAGCUACUUCCAAUGAAUGGAUUCUGAGGAUACAGUCUUGGUAACGUAGAUGAUCUUCCAUCGAGUGCUGUGUGCAGCCCGACGCAGCCCAUACCACGGCGCCACCGCAGCGUUGGGUCCUCGUAGCACGCCGACUUUAUUCGUGGUUUGACGAAGACAAACAUGUGUGGCUAAAUUGCAUGCACACAGUUAAUUUCAAGCGUAUUCAGUCUAGAGAUACCGGUCAAGAAAAUAAAGGUUCG